AUGGUAGCGCGCACGUUAUUUGAGCGUUGGAUGGCGGACGGCUGCCGCAUCCCAAAACCAUACUGUCUGACCAAGGCGGAGAAUUUGACAGCAAUUUGCUCAAAGGGUUACAACCCGCAUGAGAACGGCAUAACCGAGAGAUUUGAUAGGACGAUCAUUGGGCUGUUAAGGAAGAAGGAAGGGGAUAUGAUGAUUCCCUAUUGCAUGAUCGCGUACAACACCACAGCGCAUGAAGCAACAGUGAUUCACCAUGAGGUGAUUCACCAUUCUUCCUUAUGCACGGUCUCGACCGAGAAUACCAUGGGAUUCCCUGCAAGUGACGGAGAACUCACCGCACUUGGUUGA
Haemonchus placei is the source of this 345-nucleotide messenger RNA. The record is from the annotation of a GenBank genome assembly. NCBI's taxonomy places the organism in Eukaryota, Metazoa, Nematoda, Chromadorea, Rhabditida, Trichostrongylidae.